Messenger RNA from Chelmon rostratus (copperband butterflyfish), 2986 nucleotides. It is a transcript of the gene ptdss1b, whose product is annotated as phosphatidylserine synthase 1b. The record is from RefSeq and is a predicted model, not a curated record. Gene Ontology annotation, molecular function: L-serine-phosphatidylethanolamine phosphatidyltransferase activity. The transcript has 13 exons. Lineage: Eukaryota; Metazoa; Chordata; Actinopteri; Chaetodontiformes; Chaetodontidae. Bases 73 to 1482 code for a protein of 469 amino acids. Gene Ontology annotation, biological process: phosphatidylserine biosynthetic process.
UUUACAGCUUGUUGUUAUAGCCGUCAACAUUUAGUUGGUUAAAAAUAAAAAAAGGUAGCCCAAAACAGCGACAUGACCGCCGCCGUGGCUCCCCGAACACAUCGGAAGGAUGAUGCCAGCUAUAAGUUACAUUUCCGAAUGAUAAACGAGCAACAAGUGGAUGAUAUCUGCAUUGAUUUCUUCUAUAAGCCACACACCAUCACUCUCCUAACAGUAACUGUGCUCAGCCUCAUGUACUUUGCGUUUACCAGGGAUGAUGAGCACCCUGACAACAACCUCCGAGUUGGUGUUGUCGUGGUUGUCUCCUUCUUCUUGGUCAUCAGUGUCCUGGCCUUUCCUAAUGGACCUUUUACCAGGCCUCACCCUGCAAUAUGGCGAAUGGUGUUUGGUCUCAGUGUUAUGUACUUCCUGUUUCUUGUCUUCCUCAUCUUCCUCAACUGGGACCAAGUAAAAACACUGAUGUACUGGUUAGACCCAAACCUGCGCUAUGCCACACGGGAAGCUGAUAUCAUGGAAUAUGCUGUAAACUGUACAACGAUAACGUGGGAGCGAAUCCUGAGCCACUUCGACAUCUUCGCAUUCGGCCACUUUGCAGGCUGGGCCAUGAAGGCGCUGCUCAUCCGCAGCUACGGCCUCUGUUGGACCAUCAGCAUCACCUGGGAACUCACUGAGCUGUUCUUUAUGCACCUGCUACCAAACUUUGCGGAGUGCUGGUGGGAUCAGGUGAUUCUGGACAUACUGUUGUGUAACGGAGGAGGCAUCUGGCUGGGUAUGACUGCCUGUCAGUUUUUGGAGAUGAGGACCUACCGCUGGGCCAGCAUCAAGGAAAUCCACACCACCACAGGGAAGAUAAAGAGAGCCGUGCUCCAGUUCACCCCGGCAAGCUGGACUUAUGUGCGCUGGUUUGAUCCAAAGUCGUCUUUUCAGAGGCUAGCAGGCAUCUAUCUAUUUAUGAUCUUAUGGCAGCUGACAGAGUUGAACACAUUCUUCCUCAAGCACAUCUUCAUCUUCCAGGCAUCUCACCCUCUAAGCUGGUGUCGUAUCCUCCUAGUUGGAGUCAUCACUGCGCCCACUGUGCGACAAUAUUAUGCAUACCUGACUGACACUCAGUGUAAGCGAGUGGGCACACAAUGCUGGGUGUUUGGGGCCAUUGCUUUCCUUGAGGCUCUUGCUUGUGUGAAAUUCGGUCAUGACUUGUUUUCCAAGACACAAAUUCGCUAUGUACUCCAGUGGCUCCUCUGUCUGGCACUCAUCACACUUCUGUGUUUGUACGGGAUGGUGUGGUACGAGCAAAAUAAGAUUAAGAGCACUUCUGUGCAAAGUGAGGACUGUGAUGACAGCAAUGUUGUCAGCUCAUGUGGUUUUGUCCCAGAUGGCGUCGCAGCUCAGAGGGAUUCCUUGAGAAGUUUAAAACCUGCAAAACGGAGGAGAGCUUCUGGGAAGAACAGAUAUGUGAAUGGCCAUGGAGGAAAGAAACAAUAAACAAUGGUGACACUCCGUAUUUAUAUCCUCUGCGAAUCCAUCCUUCUCCAGCAAGGAUUCCCCAGUAGGCACUUAAAUCUAACGAAUAACUGUUGUUAAAGGUGCAUCAAGGGUUUAAUGAAUGCCAGAAGGCAGAAAUCAGACUCCAAAACAAAGUGACAUCCAGUCCUGCUUUACUCUUUCAACUUACGAAGUUAUAAUGGCCGUGGAAGUCAGAGGCAAAACACACCAAUGAGCUUCAAGCUUCACAGACCUGCAGACUGCAGAAACGGCUUACUAGCAAAUCUUUAAUACCGUAUGACGAGGACAGAAUUGGUUUUCUGUUUAAUGUCAAAGAUAUAUUUAAACAGAUCUAAAUAACCUAGAAAUGUGCUCUGGAUUAUGACAGAGAAGGUGGCCUUAUUUGCACUGUAAAAACUAGCAUGCUGGCCUACAGCAUUGUCCUACAACCAGCAUUUUCUACCUUAAACUACUGAAUGUUGUUUGGAUGCUUUGCGCUGUGGGACAGGUUAAGCAUGUCCAGUCAAGGGUGGCCUUUACAAAUCAGUCCACACCACUACACUGAAUAUGCAUAUGCUACAGGCACUUUUUUUGGACUUCAACUGUUUGACACCUCUUUGUUUUUGAAUAUUACUGUGUACUAAAUUUAAUACCUUUACUACAAAACAAAACAUUACACUUUUGUUGCUUGUAAGUCACUGGAAUUGGUGAUGAUUAUUUGUUGAUUUAGUGUAUUUGUGUUUGUAUCAUAAUUGCCAAAGGUUACCAAAAAUUGCACUAUAAUGCAGUAAAGUACUGGCAUAUGCAGUACCGUAUGCUUUUCUUCAAAUCAAAAUUGCAUCAUCAGGAAAAAAUGUUUUUGUCUACUUCAAAUGAGAGGAGCAACCAAGUGUUACUACACCAACUGUAGCCUUUACAUGUUAUUCUUACCCUUUUUAGCUUUCAUAAAUGUGGUAUUUUGAACAGCUGAGAUGUAUGUUAUUUUCAUUAUUUUUGCCUGUGUUUGUAAUCAGAGAGAGAAGCGAGUGGUGUGUGUGAUAGAUGUACUGACAGAAUACUGUGACAUUCAACAGCAGAGGAUAAUCACGUGUGUGAAAUGAUCCUUUUCAAAGUUUUUUGUGAUGCCAAUUAAUGAACUGUGACAUUAAUACAACACAGUAAGUGACUGCUCCAUAUUAGCUUUUCUUAACAUUGUUGAAAGAUGAAAUAUAGUUUCAUAUUUAGGUUUUAUGACCUCCCAUGUGUUCGACCAAUGUUGGAUAGUGACUGCUGAUUGAAUUUGUGUUGAUGAAACUUUUUUAGCACUCACCUGCCUCAGUGAGUCCAGGUAAGCACAAUGAGUCAGACCACAUUCAAUGUAAAAUGUUUCUAAUAUGUUCAUUGUAACCUCCUAUGCAUUACUUGAUAUUACUGAUUUGUGAUUUUAUAUGGGUGGGUUUGCUUGUUUUUGUACACACAAUUAAAUUAUCACGUAACAUUUAUUUGUUUUCCAUUGUGCCAUUCC